Triticum aestivum (bread wheat) is the source of this 904-nucleotide messenger RNA. RefSeq names its product CASP-like protein 5B3. The transcript has 3 exons. Gene Ontology annotation, cellular component: membrane. The record is from RefSeq and is a predicted model, not a curated record. Bases 211 to 678 code for a protein of 155 amino acids. NCBI's taxonomy places the organism in Eukaryota, Viridiplantae, Streptophyta, Magnoliopsida, Poales, Poaceae.
CUCACACAGGCCAAGCGCCACCUCCCCCAUCGCCUUUCCCGUCUCGUCUCACCCCACCUCUCCGGCUCCUGCUCAUAGCCAUCACCUUUCUCAUCCCAUUCCACACGAGCUAAGCGCACACAGCAACUGCCACAGAUCCACGCCAGGAAGGACUCCAUCGGCUUCUCCGCCUCACCUCUCCGCAGCAAGCAGAGCAGAGGCAGGCAGGGGAUGAAGCGCGUAGUGGGGAGCCCGGGAACAUGGAGCGGCGUGGCGCUGCGGCUGUCGCAGUGCGCCUUCGCCGCCGCGUCCACCUUCGCGUUGGACUCCGGCUUCGGCUACUCCAACUACAGCGCCUACGCCUACAUGGAUACAGUGUUGACCCUGCAGCUUGUGUGGAGUUUGUACCUUGCUUGUAAGGAUAUCUUUGCUCUCAGGAAUAAAAAGGAUCUUCACACCCCACAUGAUCUAUUGUUCUUUGUUGUCAUUGACUGGGCCUUGGCGACUCUCAUGUUCUCAGGAGCCUGUGCCUCCGCGAGCCUGACAAUUUUCUUCAUGUGGGAUGUGAACCUCUGUGGGGCAUACUCGCGGCUGGCCUGCCGGCAGUUCGCUCUUUCAGUCACCCUGGCGUUCAUGACAUGGUUGUUGCAAGCUGCAUCAUCUUUCUCUGGGUUUUGGCUACUGGUCUCAUUCUUCUAGUGAUCUCACAUGCUCAUAAUCGGUGUGGCAUUAUGCUAAUUGUCAAUGGGCGUGCAUCCUUCACCACUUGUUAGAUAGAUGGAUUGUCUGUUUGAUAGUAGCUCAUCUUUAUCCUAGGAGUUGGUUAUGAACGCCUUGAGGUGGAACAGUUACUGUUUAGAUUAUGUGGGAUCAUUAAUAUGAAGAGUAAUAUAUGGAGAUAAGUGGCCAUCGAAGGUACUUGAAA